AGCACCCCAGGGGUGGCUGGAAUAACGUUAUAGCCGAGCAGCUAGCGUUUAUGUUAUAGCCCAGGGGCUUGUGUUUUGUUUGCUGUUUUUCACCAAAGGUUUGGGUGAGGCUAUUAGGGGUUGGAGGAGGCCUCAUAGGGGGCUCACGGUAGCGUGGGGUCACCAGUCCCAGAGAGGGGGCAGCGAUUCAGAAGCCCCAGAGAAGGGGCAGUGCUAGACAGGGCUGUGGAAAGCUCGAGUGCCAGUGAGGCGCAGGGCGAGACAAGGCUGUGGAGAGCCCGAGUACUAGUGAGACGUCGGGUGAGACUGAACAACGUCCAUUACAUCUGCGAGGCUUGGGGUGUGGUAAAGGGAUGGUUGGAGCCACACAUAGCCCAUAAGGCGAGGGUACCCCGAAGCACCCAUUACUGGAUGGGGCCCGUGUACAGUAGGAUAACCGCGUCCCAAGAGGACAAAAAGGCAGCCUCCCUAUAAUAUAUAUAUAACAUCAAAGACAUGGCGGGCGAGAAUAGAGGGUGCCCUUUAGGCAACUUGGCAUGGUAAGGGGGUGUUUGGGGAGACCACGGUGACCCCUAGGAUGCCCUCAUGUUACAGCGGUGCAUUGGCCAGGAAGGCUCAGCCGUGCGUGAACAAGGAGGGAGAAUGGACCUGUGGGCAAGAAUAACUUAGGACGGAGUUAUAGGAAAGCAGUGGGGCUGCAGCCUGCAAAGUUGGGUGGAAUGAGAAAUUCCCAUUGCGCGGGAUCUCGUGGAGUAAGACUGAGGCCCCGACCCAGAAAAACAAGGCCGGGAUAGUUAUGGCUCAGGCAGGAAAUAUGGGAGGCCAGAGACAGGAAAACAUGGCCUGGCAACUGAGGACGGAUGAGAUGGAGGAGAAGAUGACCCGGUUGGAGUGGGAGCUAGGAAUAGCAAAAGCCCAGGAAGAGAGAGCGGAGGCGAAGGCCUCCGCAUUAGAGCUACAGGUACAGUCGGGCAAGAAAGAGGGAGGAUCGAAAGAAAUCAGGCACCUAGUGGCGGUAGAGGCAGAAAAGACUCAGGCAAUUGAACAGCUCAUUUCCCAGGAGGCUCAGAGGAGCUGGGAGAGGGAAGAGAAAUUGAAAAAAUUGCAGGAGGAAAUGAUAGCAGGGAGGACAAAGUCUCUGGAAGCCGGCACCAAACAGGUAGAAGAACAUAAGAAGGUGCUACAGAAAUUACAGGUAGCAAGAGGCCUGAUAGGGGUACUCCAAAAGGAAGUCCAUAGCCAAGAGGACCAGAUAAGGGAAUUACAGGAGGAGUUAGAGAGUUGGCAACAGAGAGGUAUACGUGCAGAAGAUCUUGCACAGGAAAUGCGGGACAAGCUGAUGGAGAGCCAUACACAGGCAGCAGAGACCGACAAAGUGCUCUUGCAGGAGGUGGAAAAGAUGAACAUUUUCAGGGCAGGUUAUGAGGCAGUGGAGAAACAAAGGCUGUCCCUGGAAGGGGAGCUAAAGACCAAGGAGAGAGAGAAUGACUGGUUACAGACCCACUUACGGAGUAUGGAGGGGGAAAAAGACCAACUUGGGCAACAGGCACAAUCCCUUAAAACCCUCCUAGAAGACAGCCUAGCUAAGGAAGAGGGGACAAGGGCAGACAGUGUGCAGUUACAGCUGGAAGUGCAAACGAUGAGGCAAGAAAUCCAGGGGCUGGAGACUGAGAGAAGAAGGUUACAAGAAGCAAAUGACCAGAUGGUUAAAAAGAUCCAAGACCUGGGGGAGGGUGAGAGGUUAGACGAAAGAUGCGUAGCAAACCUCGUAGAAGCAGGGCAGAAACCUCAGACCUUAAAUACCGCGAACAUAAUGCGGGCAAGGUUGGAGGCUCUGGGAAUCCAGCUAGUGGAGCACAUGCGGGCCGCCAAGUAUGAACACCAAGAACAGUAUAGAGAGAUGGAAAUAUUGAAGGGGUCCUUGAAGGAGGCAGAGGCACUGUUAGAAAUAAUCCGAUCGAGACCUCUGAAGUAUCUCGAGCCAACAAAGUUCCCCAGAGACCUAGGCCCAGGGGAUCCUAGGGAGGAGGCUGGAACAGGACAGUCCGGAAAAAGCACCAGGAAGGAAAAAUCUGCAGGGGAGAAUUCUGUGACCUUAUAAAAGCAGGCCCCGCCAGCAAUCUUAGAGUAUUGGACCCGGAGAUGGGACCAAUGGCAGAAGCACCAGGCGAUGGAGAUGAACCGGCUAAGACGCCAGCUGGGAGAACUAUUCAGACCCCAGGCUAAGGGAAGAGUUACAGGACCCAGUCAGGGGCAGCCAGGUGGAGUGGACCAGGUAGAUGUGGGGAUGGCAGGGAAGGGUAAACAGACGACCCCAAGGAGUGAGACCUCCUGCUUAAUUUGUCAGGACUAUACACAGGCGGCCCGGGGCCUGGGGCGAUAUGGAUCAAAGAUAGGCCCCGCAAAAAAAGGAUCAGUGGAGCACAGACAAGAAAACUGGGGAAAAGGGCAGGAGAUGAGGAGAAGGGAACAAAACCCAAAGGGGGGACCGAAGCCUGAAAAGAGACCGCAAAUCUAUGUGAGGAAUAUCCCUAGGCAGCUUAAGUGGUGGAUGUUGAGGAAACUCAUUGAAGAGAAAGUUGGACGGGUAGCCUAUGUAAAGAUCUAUAAGGGACUGGGAGGAAGAUCUACUGGCCAGGGGAAGGUAGAGUUGUGGAGGGGAGAAGAUGCCCAGAAAACGUUGGAGAGACAGUGGAAGAUCUGGGGGAGUCUUCAGGAUCUCCAGAAAGUCAUAAGGAGAUGAGAAACCCCACAACUGGCCCUAGGAAACAGAGCAGGGUAUACAGGGGUCGAAUAUAGGCAAGCUAGAUGUGAGGGAGAGAAGAACCCCAAAAAGUAGACAAGAACUCCCGGGGGAGAAAUGAGAAAGUGUAAGCCAGCACACAACGGGGCUCAGUUUUAGGGGAGCAAGGGAAAUGUCUUUUCUUCCCCCCACCACCUUUCUCACAGGAUACUAGCAUGGGAGGAGAGGAUAACUGGAAGGCGAGAGCUCAACCGACUGAAAGUUCAGCCUACCAAGGUUGGCUAAUGUGGGGGGACUGCCCGUGGCGGGGCAACUCCUAUGAAAUCCCACAUGGUGCACCUUGAGGAAAAGGUGAGUAGGGGGUGCCUGAACACUGCCCCCCCCCGCCGGCCUCUGUAUAGAUGAAUGGUCGGCGAGCAAGAAUGAGAGCUUAAGAAGAACAACAGCAAAGACCGCCCUGGUGAGUCGGGGUCUUAAGGCGGGGAGGUGUGUAGCAGGGCACUAAGGUGCCUGCUACUUUGAGAGCAGGGAUAGGAACCCAGGUGCAGGUUGCAGGGACAACCGCUUAAUGAGGGAAGUGGCUGCACCUGCACCUGGCCUGUGACCGGAAGCGGCAGGACCUGGCUGCUAUAUAAAUCCCAGGCCUGAGGCUGGGGGGGGUUCCCUGCUGGCAGCCAAGGGGGAAGGAGCUCUGCCUGAGAGAGCAGAGGGAAGAGGCCUGAAUGCACGAGCAGCUUGAUAGUGAGGUGGAAAAAUUAUUCUCUCCAAUCAUGAACAACAUGUGCCCCCAGCAGCUGGGGAGGCACGGCAGCAGUGGGAGCAUGGUGACAGCGGCGGGAGUAUGGUGACGAUAUCCAGUGGGGAGGAGAGAAACAAUAUCAUGUGACUGGUGACCAAUCACAUGCCACAAAUAGCAAACAACUGAAAAGAACAACUUGCAGGCUUAAGUUUGUUGGUAUAAACUAUUUGCCUGAAAAUAUCAUACCCAUUUCCAGAAACUAAGAUUGGUCUAUCAACAGCACAAGAGCAGGAAAAAGAUUGAAGUUCACUGGAUAUUUUUUCCCUAAGAAAUAAAGUUUCUCAGUCAUCCUGCUCAUCUGUUUUCAACAGGGAACUUGAGAUACUGUGUCUAAAAAAAAAAAAAACUUGACUAGAGAAUCCCAAACUAUUGAACUAUCUUAUAUAUACUAUAGGAGUUAAAGCUGACAUUUGUCAAACAUUUGCUAAAGAAGUUCUUUUUAUAUUGGUAGACAUUUGUGUGCAAGAGAUUCAUUCAUUUAACGGGUUUAGAUACUAUUAGCAAGUCUAGUGAUCAUUUCUCUGAUUGCUUUGCCUGAUGAAAUUUGUAUUUAUUCCUUUACUGUGUAUUAAAGGACUUUACUGGGUGCAUAGAAACCACAGUUUGGUCUCAUUAAAGGCAAGCUUUUAAGAGAUUUAUCCUUAUC
Molecule: messenger RNA, 4188 nt
Organism: Alligator sinensis (Chinese alligator)
Lineage: Eukaryota; Metazoa; Chordata; Crocodylia; Alligatoridae
Product: golgin subfamily A member 6-like protein 1
Exons: 3
Coding region: 797-2101 (434 amino acids)
Source: RefSeq, a predicted model, not a curated record